Messenger RNA from Polychytrium aggregatum, 3410 nucleotides. RefSeq lists its product as uncharacterized. The record is from RefSeq and is a predicted model, not a curated record. Gene Ontology annotation, molecular function: metal ion binding. The coding region runs from base 326 to 2986 and encodes 886 amino acids. NCBI's taxonomy places the organism in Eukaryota, Fungi, Chytridiomycota, Chytridiomycetes, Polychytriales. The transcript is spliced from 4 exons.
CAUCCAGCCUGCCUGCGCUGCCAUCUGCUGCAUCGCCCAUCGCCAUCGCCCAUCGCCCAUCGCCUUCGAUCGCACUAUCGUCGCCGUCGCCGCCGCUGUCGCCGAUUGCGAGCUUGCUCUUGCCUCUCCCACCUGCGACACCCCCCUCGGAGCUCGAUCCCAAGCUCCCGUAUAUCCUCUGUGCCAUCCAGAUCCUGGAAAUCCUCGCAUCGGGCCCGCAGAUCCGUCGAUCCAUCCCACCCCGUCGCUCCGUCUGCACAUCGUCUCGACCUCUGGGCUCCUGACUGCUCCGUGCUGCCGUGCCGCCACUGCCUCCCGCCCAGCCAUGUUUCCCACAAAUCCCACUGCCCGAGCCUUGCUGGCCCUGACAACCGCCGUCGCGGUUGCCUUGCUGAUCCAGCGCAUCGCAUUCGCCGCAAGCAAGCCCGAUAAGAAAAAGGACACCAAGAAGCGGGACUCGUCCGCCAAGCGUUCGUCUCAGACAGCCGAUGCGAGUCGCUCCUCGUCCGCAACCUCAACUCCAGCGACCACACCUCGGGGCACCCGCAGACGAUCGUCCGCAAAGACCCGCGUGUCCGUCGCAGCGCGAUCAGUCGAUUCUGAGUCGGCCGAGCCGGCUGCUCCUGCCAAUCCCUCAGUCGAGUUUGAAGAGAUCGCCAAGGCCGUUGCCGACAAAUCCAGGGAGAUUGAGGCCGUCCUGUCCGUGUCCACCCCGGCCGCUGUCUCAUCCGACAAGUCCGACACUUCCGCCAGAGAUACACCAGUCGAUCUGCUGACCAAGGCUACUCCUGAGUCGACACCCAUUCUGAUCCCGUCAGAGGCCAGUGUCCAAACCGAGACUGUUACCGUCGAAGUCGCAACCAAAGCCCAAACGGCCCGUGCUGAGACCACCACCAGCAUCACCACCACCACCACGAUCACAACCACCACCACUACCACCACCGGCGCUGAAACCACGUCCCACGUUGAGACCGCCACCCGCUCCGAAGCAGCCCAUGCUGAGGCCGACCGACCGGCUCUCGCCCACCAGUCCUCGGCCAUCUACGCCCAAGUCCACGAGCGCUCCUACUACGGCUAUGUAUCAAGCACUAGCGAGGGCGAGCACCCGUUUCUGAUCUACAACAGCACCGGCGAGCUGUCCUCGCCAUCGCCCAGCACCCAGACUCCCGUUGCGGAUGCCGUUUCUCAGACCCCGGAGCCUCAAGUGCCUGCCUCGGUUGUAUCCGAGCCACAGGCGACAUUCGCGCCGCGGGCUCUGUCCGAUGCGCCUACCGACUCCGCUGUACUAGCCAAGCCCGUCCUGUCCUAUGCCGCUGCCGCCUCCAAGGUCCUCUCGCAUCCCAUGUACGCCGACAUCAACGAGCGACGCACAUAUGGGUAUGUCGCCUCCGGGGACGAACAGCCUUACCCCUACGAGAUUGUGCGCCAUGACUCGUACACGCUGAUCGACAACGCCACGCAGCCGUCUUCGGCCAGAGCCGACAUUACCGAGAUCACGGAGCGCAUUGAGGAGGUCGAUCUCCCCCCUCGCCCGCAGUCGCCUGUCAAGACGACAAUCGCCACCCAGCUCUCGUUCGAAGACCUGACCGAGCCCGUUCUCGAGGCUGUGCCCACACCCGCGACGCCGUACAUGGGCCAGACACCCGUCACCCCCGCGGUGCCGCAAGAGACUGCCGACGCUGUGACCAGCAUCAACGUCGAGUGCCUGACGGAAAGCAUCCAGGUCAUUGAGGUCGAAGCCCAGUCUGUUAUUGUCAUUGAUGCGGCUGAGAUCGAGGAGGAUGCCCACAUCGACCAGGAGCACCUGUCUUUUGUCACUCAAGAGGACAUCCACAACGAUUCGCGAGCGCACUCGGAGAUCAGCACGUCAUCGCCCGUUGCGGCUCCUCAGGUUGUCGAGAGCAAUCUGAUCGAACCUGAAACUGUCGAGAUUAUCGAGGCUGCCGCCACUAUUGAGACCAUCGAGCAGGCCACUGCUUUCGAAGCGACAGAAACUGCAUCGGCUCUUGAGCCUGUCGAGAUUGCUGAGGCUGUCGAAGCUACAAGGGAGAUUGUCGAGGUCGACAGCCCCACUGCGCAUAUCGUGGCCGAGUCGGCUGCAGAUCAUGAGCCGGCUGCUGCGGAGCCUAGCCAAGAACCCGUGCAAGCACCAGAGCUUGCGCCGGAACAAGUGUCUGAACACGCGCAGUUUCAACAUGGCGACGAGCAUGGCUCGCUGCCAAUGCUCGAGCCCGUCGACGCCGCUCCCGAGAUGCUGGACUAUCUUGAACCCACCGAGUUCCACCACGCUCACUCCACACCCGAAGUCAUGGACGACAUGACCCAAGCGUCUGUCUACGCCAAUGGGUACUACGUCGCCGACCAUGCCGAAGCCGUCGUGAACGGAGGGUCCUGGAAGCCCUAUGUGCCUGAGUUUGUUCCCUCCUUCAAUGUGAACGCGAUGGAGUUUGUGCCAGGCAGUUACGACAGCAGCCUCUACGACGAGGCCAAGCUCAAGAAGCGAAACUCGUACAACGGCCGGCCCCAGACCAAGGCCAACGGACACGUCCGCUCCAACUCAUCGCAGGAUGUUGCCAACCUCGCCCGCUCGAACAGUACCCGCAAGCGUGGCGCCAGCACCGCCAAGGACGAAGACAAGUCUGCCGCACCUCCCUCUCACACCCUGUUUGAGUUCGUGACACCCGCUCUGUCGGUGCCCAAGUCCCAGAAGAAGAGACCCGUCAAGGAAAUUGUGCCCGAGCCGGCCAAGGAUGAGGAAGAGCCUGCGGCGGAUUCCGAGGGCACCCCCGCUGAGAAGCGCACCAAGGCUGCCAAGCGACAGGCGCGCGAGGCUCUGAUGAGCAAGACCAAGUGCAUUUUUGGCGACAAGUGCGCCAACAAGUCCGGCUGCGGCUAUCACCACCCCACGGAGCUGUGCAAGUUCUAUCCGGAUUGCAAGUACGGCAAGGACUGCAUCUAUAUCCAUCCGAGCAGCCCAAAGCCCUAAACACCCCCGGCGAGCGCGAGGCGCUUUGUGGCUUCAGCUCUGCUGUUGGUAGUCCAAAGCAUCGAUCACUGAUGCAGGACUAUUGCUCGGCCGUGCUUCUGCCCCCCCCCCCACGUUCUUUCUACCCAUGUCAUUCAUCCCACAUCAUCUGCAUGUAAAAACUAGUUUGCUGUUUGUUUCUCCCCCACCUUCUCCGCAGCUUUCCUCCCAAGACUCACGCCAUCGCUGAGCCCGUCAGUCCCACCAAUCCAUAUUCGUGCUAAUUCUCUACUUCCGUCAUCCUACUUCUCGUUGCGAUGCAUUCUCCCUCCUUUCGGAGUCUUUGUUUUCCAACUCAGACAAAAUGAACCGGGACGCCCUGCUCCAGUCCCCGACAGAUUGCUCUUUAUCUUCUUCUGGAUUCUGAAUACACGUGUGUCCAUCC